This is a messenger RNA of Toxorhynchites rutilus septentrionalis, 667 nucleotides long. RefSeq names its product nuclear cap-binding protein subunit 2 (gene Cbp20). The record is from RefSeq and is a predicted model, not a curated record. Lineage: Eukaryota; Metazoa; Arthropoda; Insecta; Diptera; Culicidae. Gene Ontology annotation, cellular component: nuclear cap binding complex. The coding region runs from base 99 to 581 and encodes 160 amino acids. Gene Ontology annotation, molecular function: RNA cap binding. Gene Ontology annotation, biological process: mRNA cis splicing, via spliceosome. The transcript has 2 exons.
UUCCACCUUAUUAUACCACCUUGAGUUUUGAUCUGUUUUGACUGUUUUGACAGACAGCAGUAAACAAACUUUUUCGCUAACCCUCAUACACGUUAAAAAUGUCCUCCGUUCAUACGCCUUCCCUUGCGCUUAGUAAAUACCGAGAUCAGCAUUUUAAAGGGUCACGCCAUGAACAGGAGCGGUUGCUCAGAGUCACCUCCACCUUGUAUAUUGGUAAUCUGAGCUAUUACACUACCGAGGAGCAGAUACACGAACUGUUCUCGCGUUGUGGCGAUGUUCGGCGUAUCGUCAUGGGCUUGGAUAAAUUUAAGAAAACGCCGUGUGGUUUUUGCUUCGUGGAGUACUAUACCAGAUUAGAUUCAGAGAAUGCAAUGAGAUAUAUCAAUGGCACCAGGCUAGACGAUAGAAUUGUCCGUGUUGAUUGGGAUGCGGGAUUUGUAGAGGGAAGACAAUACGGUCGAGGAAAAACUGGCGGACAGGUGCGAGACGAGUAUCGCCAGGAUCACGAUCUUGGACGUGGCGGUUACGGUAAAAUGGUUCAAUUGGGACAGCUAGGACCACCCAAUAUGCGAGAGAGUUAGUUAUGAUGGAUUGCGAAUAUUAAAAACGAACACUAGGAUUAGACUUAUGUAUAUCGAUUUCAAUGAAAUAAACAGUUUUCCAAUUA